AUGCAACAAAUAGUUAAUCAUUUGAUAUAUACAAUAUGUUUAAAAAUUCAACUUUUUCGUUUUCGUUGUUCUAUUGAUGAACCAACUUGCUUAAGUGUUACUACUCUUGGAAAUCUUGAAAAUGAUUGAGAAAAUUGUUCAAUUGAAGAUCAACAUUGUAUUAAUGUUUAUUGUGCAUUUGAAUCCUUAUAUAAACCAAAUUAUCGUGGUUUAUUAGUUAGAAAUGAUCUACCUUACUGUCUUUGUUCGUUUAUUGUAUUCGGUGAACAUUGUAAUAUUGAACAUGAUCAAUGUUUAUCAAAUCCUUGUCUAAACAAUGGUUCAUGUUAUCCAAUUUCAAAACCAGAUACUGUUGCAUGUUUAUGUACUGAAGAAUAUUAUGAUAAAAAUUGUGAAUUGAAAAAGCCAGAAAUUAAAUUGUAUAUUAACGAAACACCAGAAAUUAUUUUAGUUAAACUUUAUUCUUUUCAAAUUGAAUUUUCUGUUCAAUUUUAUUUAAUCUCUGUUCAUAUUGAUCUUACAUCAAUUUAUGCUAUUACUCAAAUAAAUGGGAAAAAAAAUCGAUGUGUUCAUAUUUGUACAUUAAUGUCAAUCAACAGUACUCAAUUGAUUUCAAAUUAUUCUCCAAUAAAAUAUCAUUAA
This is a messenger RNA of Rotaria sp. Silwood2, 642 nucleotides long. NCBI's taxonomy places the organism in Eukaryota, Metazoa, Rotifera, Eurotatoria, Philodinida, Philodinidae. The record is from the annotation of a GenBank genome assembly.